Diceros bicornis minor is the source of this 3375-nucleotide messenger RNA. It is a transcript of the gene GNB5, whose product is annotated as G protein subunit beta 5. Gene Ontology annotation, molecular function: signaling receptor complex adaptor activity; protein binding. The record is from RefSeq and is a predicted model, not a curated record. Gene Ontology annotation, biological process: G protein-coupled receptor signaling pathway; G protein-coupled dopamine receptor signaling pathway. NCBI's taxonomy places the organism in Eukaryota, Metazoa, Chordata, Mammalia, Perissodactyla, Rhinocerotidae. The coding region runs from base 62 to 1123 and encodes 353 amino acids. The transcript has 11 exons. Gene Ontology annotation, cellular component: heterotrimeric G-protein complex; cytoplasm.
CCGUCGCCCGCUCACCGCAGCCCGGCUCUCCGCUUCCCUCCCCGCCGCGUCCCCCGCGAAGAUGGCAACCGACGGGCUGCACGAGAACGAGACGCUGGCGUCGCUGAAGAGCGAGGCCGAGAGCCUCAAGGGCAAACUGGAGGAGGAGCGGGCCAAGCUGCACGACGUGGAGCUGCACCAGGUGGCCGAGCGGGUGGAGGCCCUCGGGCAGUUUGUCAUGAAGACCAGAAGGACCCUCAAAGGCCACGGGAACAAAGUUCUCUGCAUGGACUGGUGCAAGGAUAAGAGGAGGAUUGUGAGCUCAUCGCAGGACGGGAAGGUGAUCGUGUGGGAUUCCUUCACGACUAACAAGGAGCACGCGGUCACCAUGCCCUGCACGUGGGUGAUGGCGUGUGCGUAUGCCCCAUCGGGAUGUGCCAUUGCGUGUGGUGGUUUGGACAAUAAGUGUUCUGUGUAUCCGCUGACGUUUGACAAAAAUGAAAACAUGGCCGCCAAAAAGAAGUCUGUUGCUAUGCAUACCAACUACCUGUCGGCUUGCAGCUUCACCAACUCUGACAUGCAGAUCCUGACGGCCAGCGGCGAUGGGACGUGUGCGCUGUGGGACGUGGAGAGCGGGCAGCUGCUGCAGAGCUUCCACGGGCACGGGGCCGACGUGCUCUGCUUGGACCUGGCCCCCUCGGAAACGGGAAACACCUUCGUGUCUGGGGGAUGUGACAAGAAAGCCAUUGUGUGGGACAUGCGCUCUGGCCAGUGUGUGCAGGCCUUUGAAACACACGAAUCUGACAUCAACAGUGUCCGAUAUUACCCGAGUGGAGAUGCCUUUGCUUCAGGAUCAGAUGAUGCUACGUGUCGCCUCUACGACCUCCGGGCAGACAGGGAGGUUGCCAUCUAUUCCAAAGAAAGUAUCAUAUUUGGAGCAUCCAGCGUGGACUUCUCCCUCAGUGGUCGCCUGCUGUUUGCUGGAUACAACGAUUAUACCAUCAACGUCUGGGAUGUUCUCAAGGGAUCCCGAGUCUCCAUCCUGUUUGGUCACGAAAACCGCGUUAGUACUCUACGAGUUUCCCCUGACGGGACUGCUUUUUGCUCAGGAUCAUGGGAUCAUACCCUGAGAGUCUGGGCUUAAUCAUCUUCUCACAAAGCACACAUAGGUACCUGAGGAUAGAAUUUGAAAUCAUCACAUGUAACUAGAACUUACUUUUAGAGGAUCUGAGUGUUUAUUGCACCUUAGCUUACGGGAGCAACUCCAUGGCUGCAAGUUCACUAGGCGUCUCUACUAUUACCGUGAAAACUACCACCCUGGAAAGAAUCCACUGUGAGCCUUCAGCACCAGGAGAGCCCCUUCAAGUACAGUGUUUUUCAUUUUCAACGCUUUUUAAAAUUUAUCCAUUUUUAAGGUUAUUCUAAAUUAUUCUGGUCUGAGCUCAUUCUAUUACCAAUAGAAUUCAGCAUUUACUAUAUCCCAUAUUAUUUCCUUGAAUCAGAUUUAUUUUCAGAGCACUUUAAAAUCUGAUUUUUCUCAGUGCAUACUGUGACUUCUGGAACCUUCCUCUAGAAUUGGUGAUCUUAAUAGACUGUAUGAGAAGGACUGUGUUCAUUGGGCGGUCAUAGAAGAAAAUUUCAAUUCCAAAUGUAAUUGGACAAAAUCACUUUUUUUUAAAUGUGUUUUUAUUUUAAAAGUAUCUUUUUCAGUCUCACAUUCUAUUGUCUUUUUUCAGAUGAAACAUUUUCAUCUAUGUGACCUGUUAUAAAUGAAGCAGAAAUAUGCAUAAAAUGGACAGGAUGUUUGGUUUACGAAUUAUGUGAUGACGUGAUAGAUCACUGCUUCACUUGGACAGGACAUGUUCUUUCAUUUGAGGGAAAAGCUGAAUGCUGUUUGUGACACACAUGCUUCUCAGAGCAACCAAAAUCAUUCUGUGUGGGAACACAAGACAGUAAAUUUAUUUAAAAACCUAUUAGUAGUAUUAGACAUAUUAGGAUUUGUAGUAUCCACUCAGGCUAGAGUGGAUCUUGUCCAUAUAAAGUAUCCUCAUAUUUAUUGCACUGCAAAUAUAAUUACAUAUGCAAAUUAAUUGAUAGGUCUCGAAAUGAUAAUGUCUUUGCUUCUCUUAUAUUGAGAAAAAAAAUAACAUAAAAAAUAUCUUGUCUUUAUUUGAAAUUCAGCAGUUCCUUCUGGAAGAUACCAAAUGCUUUUGUUACAGGGUCUCUUCGUUUUGUUUUGUUUUUUAAGGUGUCGAGGCUUAUUCUUUGUUCUAGAAAACUCCUCAUUCAUCAAGAUGGCAUGCAUUACUUAGGGAAAUGAAAGGUCACUUCAGACACCAAAAAUCAUUCCCGGGUGAGGCUUGCCCUGUGGGUGGCCCGGAGUCUGACAGGCCAGGUCCUAAUGGUGCCCGAGGGCUGUGUGUGCCGAGUGCCCUGGAUCCUCUGGUCUCCUCUCUUGGCCCUGCUCCAGCCUGGCCCUUCUGCUGCUCAGAGAGGCCCUUUGAGAUCUGGGGCCAGGCACAGGCACUGGACAGGUCUGGACCUGGCGCUCCUGUAAGCAUCAGUGGGUGUGCUAGGCCCACCCUCAGAACUACUUUUCAGGUAUCAUAAUGGGCCAGUCAGUCAAAAUUCAGCCAGGCCAGCUUUUCCAUCAAUUCUUCUAAAAUAAACAUAAAGGUUAUAUUCAGUCAUUUGCCAAGCAAACAUUUACCAAGGGUUUUACUACACAGCAGGCCCUGGGCUAGAGAAAGCAAGAUAAAAGGCCCCUGCUCGCCUCCGAGGAGCCCAGAGGGAGGGAGGGAGCAUGGUCCAGAGGGACCAUUUUUCAGCCACCUUCUUUCCGUCCCCUAGUAGAUUCCAGUCUGGGCAGGGGCUCAGGGAAAUGGGCACAGAGUCUACCCCACUCCUGCCAGCUGCUGAAGGAGUCAGGCCCCAGAGUGUGUCCCAUGGAAUUCUCGAGCUCGGCUCCCAGAACAUUCCAGAGUUUGCUCCUGGUCUCCUAGUUAUGGUAUCGCCUUCCCUCUCUCCCAUGGACCCUUUUGUGUCUCUGCACUCUGACCUGGGCCUCCCAGAAGUGAAGGAAGACAGGGCAAAGGAAAAGUCACCUAGACUCAAGGGAAGCAAAUUCAAGGUUCUGUGUUUGGGGGGUGGAGAGCGUCUUCAGUACAUGUGCAGAAUAGCCCAUAACUUUACAAUCAAAGCAACUUUACGGGCCCUCUGCAAGUGUCCCGUAGCACCCUUGCUCACCCUGCGGGCAGUAAGCCACCGCCCCUGUAAGUAUGUACUCGCACAGUGGGUGGUGGUUAGGAUUUAUUGAAGAAAUACUUGGUUGGGAAUAUGCUAUACCAUGUGGACACUCAAGGGUAAACUCCAGGUAAUAAAUUGUAUUUUGCAUAU